GGCGGGGGCGGGGGCGGGCGCGGGCGCGGGCGGCCGAGGGGGCCGCGGGGCGGUGGGACGCUGACCCCGCCCCCUGCUGCCGCUGCCUGUCUGCACCGGGGCCGCCGCCGAGCCCGGAACAUGGCGGCUGCGACGCGCAGCUUCGGGCCCGAGCGGGAGGCCGAGCCGGCCAAGGAGGCGCGCGUCGUGGGCUCCGAGCUCGUGGACACGUACACGGUUUACAUCAUUCAGGUCACCGAUGGCAACCAUGAGUGGACAGUCAAGCACCGCUACAGCGACUUCCAUGACCUCCAUGAGAAGCUUGUUGCAGAAAAGAAGAUUGAUAAAAACCUGCUUCCACCCAAAAAGAUAAUUGGGAAAAACUCAAGAAGUUUGGUGGAAAAGAGGGAGAAGGAUUUGGAGGUCUACCUCCAGACACUCCUGGCCACCUUCCCCGGCGUGGCCCCCCGAGUGCUGGCUCACUUCUUGCAUUUUCAGUUCUAUGAGGUAAAUGGCAUCACUGCCACACUGGCUGAGGAGCUCUUUGAAAAAGGAGAACAGCUCCUGGGGGCCGGCGAGGUCUUUGCCAUGAGGCCCCUGCAGCUCUAUGCGGUCACUGAGCAGCUGCAGCUGGGAAAGCCCACGUGUGCCAGCGGGGACGCCAAGACUGAUCUCGGGCACAUCCUGGACUUCACCUGUCGCCUUAAGUACCUUAAGGUUUCUGGCACAGAAGGACCUUUUGGGACCAGCAACAUUCGGGAGCAGCUCCUGCCUUUCGAUCUGUCGAUAUUCAAGUCUCUCCAUCAGGUGGAGAUAAGCCACUGUGAUGCCAAGCACAUCCGGGGACUGGUCGCCUCCAAGCCCACCUUAGGCACGAUGAGUGUGCGCUUCUCAGCAACCUCGAUGAAGGAAGUCCUCGUUCCCGAAGCCUCGGAGUUUGAUGAGUGGGAGCCAGAAGGCGCAGCCCUGGAAGGCCCUGUGACUGCCAUCAUCCCCACGUGGCAAGCACUGACCACUCUAGACCUGAGCCACAACAGCAUCUCCAAGAUUGAUGAGUCUGUGAAACUGAUUCCAAAGCUUGAAUUCCUGGACCUGAGUCACAAUGGAGUGCUAGUUGUGGACAACCUGCAGCACCUGUACAACCUCGUGCACCUGGACCUGUCCUACAACAAGCUGUCCUCCUUGGAAGGGGUUCACACCAAACUGGGGAACAUCAAGACUCUGAACCUCGCUGGCAACCUGCUCGAGAGUCUGAGUGGCCUGCACAAGCUCUACUCCUUGGUCAACCUGGACCUCAGCAACAACAGAAUCGAACAGAUGGAGGAGGUCCGGAGCAUAGGCAGCCUCCCGUGUCUGGAGCACGUGGCUCUGCUGAACAACCCCCUGAGCAUCAUCCCCGAUUACCGGACCAAGGUGCUGGCUCAGUUUGGAGAGAGGGCCUCUGAGUGUUCACCAGGUGACAUCUCCCCUCCUGCCCGCUCCGCACUGCCUGCCAGCCCACAGCCCCUCCUGCAUUUGCAGACAGGGUGCCUGCUUUCCAUGCCAAGGGCCUUCUCUAGGCUCUUUGCUGAUGUCUGUCUGGACAACUCAGUGACCACAGAGAAGGAGCUGGACACUGUGGAAGUGCUGAAAGCAAUACAGAAAGCCAAGGAGGUCAAGUCCAAACUGGGCCAGCCUGAGAAGAAGGUUGGCGAGGAUUGCCAGCUCUCCACUGCCCCCUGCAUCAGACCCAACAGCUCUUCUCCUGCCGUGGCUCCCACCUCCGCCUCCCUGCCCCAGCCCAUCCUCUCCAACCAAGGAAUCAUGUUUGUGCAAGAGGAGGCCCUGGCCAGCAGCCUCUCAUCCACCGACAGUCUUACUCCCGAGGACCGGCCCAUUGCUCGGGGAUGCUCUGAUUCCUUGGAGUCCAUCCCUGCAGGACAGGCACCUCCUGAUGACUUAAGGGACAUUCCUGGAGCUGUUGGUGGUGCAAGCUCACAGCACUCGGAGCCGGAGGUCCAGGUGGUGCCUGGGUCUGGCCAAAUCAUUUUCCUGCCCUUCACCUGCAUUGGCUACACAGCCACCAACCAGGACUUCAUCCAGCGCCUCAGCACACUCAUCCGGCAGGCCAUCGAGCGGCAGCUGCCUGCCUGGAUCGAGGCCGCCAACCAGCGGGAGGAGGGCCAGGGUGAGGAGGACGACGACGAGGACGUUGCAGAGAACCGCUACUUUGAAAUGGGGCCUCCAGACGUGGAGGAAGAGGAGGAAGGAGGCCGGGGAGAGGAAGACGAGGAGGAAGAGGAGGAGGAGGAUGGUGAGGAGGAGCGCCUGGCCCUGGAGUGGGCCCUGGGUGCAGACGAGGACUUCUUGCUGGAGCACAUCCGCAUCCUCAAGGUGCUCUGGUGCUUCCUGAUCCACGUGCAGGGCAGCAUCCGCCAGUUCGCCGCCUGCCUCGUGCUCACCGACUUCGGCAUCGCCGUCUUCGAGAUCCCGCACCAGGAGUCGCGGGGCAGCAGCCAGCACAUCCUCUCCUCCCUGCGCUUCGUCUUCUGCUUCCCGCACGGCGACCUCACCGAGUUCGGCUUCCUCAUGCCAGAGCUGUGUCUGGUGCUCAAGGUGCGGCACAGCGAGAACACGCUCUUCAUCAUCUCGGACGCCGCCAACCUGCGCGAGUUCCACGCCGACCUGCGCGCGUGCUUCGCCCCGCAGCACAUGGCCAUGCUGUGCAGCCCCGUGCUCUACGGCAGCCACACCAGCCUGCAGGAGUUCCUCCGCCAGCUGCUCGCCUUCUACAAGGUGGCGGGCGGCUGCCAGGAGCGCAGCCAGGGCUGCUUCCCCGUCUACCUGGUGUACAGCGACAAGCGCAUGGUGCGGACGGCCGCCGGGGACUACUCGGGCAACAUCGAGUGGGCCAGCUGCACGCUCUGCUCCGCCGUGCGGCGCUCCUGCUGCGCGCCCUCCGAGGCCGUCAAGUCCGCCGCCAUCCCCUACUGGCUGCUGCUCACGCCCCAGCACCUCAACGUCAUCAAGGCUGACUUCAACCCCAUGCCCAACCGUGGGACCCACGACUGUCGCAACCGCAACAGCUUCAAGCUCAGCCGCGUGCCGCUCUCCACCGUGCUGCUGGACCCGACGCGCAGCUGCACCCAGCCCCGGGGCGCCUUUGCCGACGGCCACGUGCUGGAGCUGCUUGUGGGCUACCGCUUCGUCACCGCCAUCUUCGUGCUGCCCCACGAGAAGUUCCACUUCCUGCGCGUCUACAACCAGCUGCGGGCCUCGCUGCAGGACCUGAAGACCGUGGUCAUCGCCAAGACCCCUGCGCCGGGGGGGGGCCAGGCCCAGCGGCCCCUUGUGGACGGCCGGCCUGCUGCGAACAGGGUCAGGAGGUGCAGUGGUGACCAGAGUCCCCAGGAGGCCCCGGCAGAGGCGCCAGCACCAGCCCCAGAGGAGGCCCCAGCUCCAGCCCCGAUGGAGACCUCCGUGCCGGCUUUGGUUCCAGCAGAAGCCCCAGCAGAGGCCUCAGCCUCGGUGGAGGCCCCGGCACCAGCUGAGGCCCCCGCCCAGUACCCAAGCGAGCACCUGAUCCAGUCCACCUCAGAGGAGAAUCAGAUCCCCUCGCACCUGCCCGCCUGCGCGUCGCUCCGGCACAUUGCCAGCCUGCGGGGGAGUGCCAUCGUCGAGUUCUUCCACAGCAGCAUUGCAGAGGUGGAGAACGAGGAGCUGAGGCACCUCAUGUGGUCCUCGGUGGUGUUCUACCAGAGCCCGGGGCUGGAGGUGACGGCCUGCAUGCUGCUCUCCACCAAGGCCGUGUACUUCGUGCUGCAUGACGGCCUCCGCCGCCACUUCUCCGAGCCACUGCAGGAUUUCUGGCAUCAGAAAAACACUGACUACAACAACAGUCCCUUCCACAUCUCCCAGUGCUUUGUUUUAAAACUCAGUGACCUACAGGCAGUCAACGUUGGGCUUUUUGACCAGUAUUUCCGGCUGACGGGCUCCUCCCCGGCGCAGGUGGUGACAUGCUUGACUCGGGACAGCUACCUGACACACUGCUUCCUCCAGCACCUCAUGGCCGUGCUCUCCUCGCUGGAACGCACGCCCUCGCCUGAGCCUGUGGACAAGGACUUCUACUCGGAGUUCGGGAACAAGACCACAGGGAAGAUGGAGAACUACGAGCUAGUCCACGCGAGCCGGGUCAAGUUCACCUACCCCAGUGAGGAGGAGGUCGGGGACCUGACGUUCACCGUGGCCCAGACGAUGGCGGACCCAGGGAAGGCGCCGGCCCUCAGCAUCCUGCUGUAUGUGCAGGCCUUCCAGGUGGGCACCCCGCCACCUGGGCGCUGCCGGGGCACACUGCGCCCCAAGACGCUCCUGCUCACCAGCGCCGAGAUCUUCCUCCUGGACGAGGACUUUGUCCACUACCCGCUGCCCGAGUUUGCCAAAGAGCCGCCACAGAGGGACCGGUACCGGCUGGACGAUGGCCGCCGUGUCCGGGACCUGGACCGCGUGCUCAUGGGCUACCAGACCUACCCUCAGGCUCUCACCCUGGUCUUCGACGACGUGCAAGGCCACGAGCUCAUGGGCAGCGUCACCCUGGACCACUUCGGGGAGGCGCCAGAGGGCCUAGCCAGAGCCGGCCAGGGCCGCGAGGUCCAGUGGCAGGUGUUUGUGCCCAGCGCCGAGAGCCGAGAGAAGCUCAUCUCGCUCCUGGCCCGCCAGUGGGAGGCCCUGUGCGGCCGGGAGCUGCCUGUUGAGCUCACUGGCUAGCCCAGGGCCCUUGGUGUCCAGCUCAGGCGUCCAUUCAGUGUAGGGAAGCAGGUUUUGUUUUGUUUUGUUUUUAAUGAUUUCUCCUCCUUUUGGUCCCUUCAUUUGACUGUUCUCCCGUGGAAUGUGAACAUACGUGUUCAGUUGAUUCUUUCUCAUCCCGGGAGUGACAGUGCCGGCCCUCCGGGGCCUCCUGUGCCAUCGGCCUCCCAUGGAUGUGCUGCCUGCCCUGGUGGUGUGUGGCCAGGCACAGCAGUGUCAUAGCUUCUGUUGUGGGACUUGUUAACACUGGUGUCGUGAGUCCUCUUUACUCCCUACACGUCUUUUUGUGAAAUGUCAAGUCCAGUCUUGUUGAUGAUGUUGUCGUCGUUUGCUGCUAAUCAUUGAGCUAGCAGCGCAGUGCACAUUGGCAGUUCCCACCCUCUGCAGUUUCCUAAGUGAAGGCACCUUUCUCCUGGUCCAGACAAGCAGGAGGCCCGUGGGGGUGGAGUCCCCAGGCCUUGGGGCUGAGGGAUGGGAGCAGGGACCUGGAGCUGCCAGCAUCGAGUGUGGCUCCUGCUGCCUGUUUUCUCUAUUCCAAUAAAGUGAGUGUGACACUG
Messenger RNA from Pipistrellus kuhlii (Kuhl's pipistrelle), 5318 nucleotides. RefSeq names its product nischarin (gene NISCH). Gene Ontology annotation, molecular function: integrin binding; phosphatidylinositol binding; protein kinase binding. The record is from RefSeq and is a predicted model, not a curated record. The coding region runs from base 121 to 4722 and encodes 1533 amino acids. Gene Ontology annotation, cellular component: cytoplasm. NCBI's taxonomy places the organism in Eukaryota, Metazoa, Chordata, Mammalia, Chiroptera, Vespertilionidae. The transcript has 22 exons.